CACCAACUCUCAAACGUCCCCACUCCGCAAACCCUCUUCCUAUUUCCGCACCCAAAUUCUUGCUUCGGCGCCCCCGUCUCCUCAGAACGGCACGCCUCACUGCCGCUCCGCGACCCUUUCCAGCCAGCGCGCGCUGAUUGGCCAAGCCGUCUUUCCGGAUUCGGCAAUGACGGACAAAGCAAGUGGCUCGGUUGGGGGGCCUAGGCGUAGGAGUGGCGCUAGGAUGACGUACGGGGGGUGCGAAGGUACGGGGUGGAACUUGUUUAUAUAGGCUGGGUGCGUGCUGGUGCGGGUGUUGCAGGUGUCUAUCUAUAACUCGACGAGGAUUUUACUGCUUGCGAAGCCACGCACGCCUUUUGGAACUGCGAAUUAAUCGCAAAAAAACGAGGCGCCUGUGUUGAUCGAUCGAAAGGAUACAAAAAAGAGGAGAAAAGAAAAAACACGCGGGGUAGAAGGAAGCUAUGGAUCCAAGCCGCAGGACCUCAUCAUCGUCCGACAUGCUCCCGCCCUCCUCCUCCCGCCAACACUCCGACUCCUCCGUCUCCAAAUCCUCAUCAACACGACAUUCCUACGACGCAGCGUCGCCGCCGACAACGACAUCUGCAACAACGUCAACAACAACCGCCCCACACCAUCAAUCUAGACAGUCGUCAGGCGCGCAGGCCGACCGCGACUCGUCCAAGGCAGAAUACCCGCCGGGCAGCCCAUCAACGUACGACCCAGACACGCCACCGCCGUACACGGGGAAAGCGUUAGAAACGCAGAGCGGCGUGGGGGAAGAUAGCAGGAAUAGGAAGAGGGACUAUGCGCUCGAGAUGUCGCGGCUGAUUGGGAGGCAGCUGGUGAGGAGUUUGAAUGGCAAGGGUGGUGGUGGUGGUGGUGCGGCUGGGAGUUGAUGCUGAUGCGGGGGGAGGAGAGGAUGAGAAUACGGGAUUUCUCAUUACGAUGGGCUGAUCCCCCGUGAGGAAGAAAUAACGCAGCGGCUGAGAGACGGACGAGCAGGAAGGCCCGAUUGAUUCUCAGUACGCAGGCAUCUAGCCUGCAGGCCAUUACAAUUCAUGACAUGACAUGACAUGCCAAGCAACCCCGAGCAAGUUUUGAAGUGCAAUGCCCGAUUUAAACCCGUUCCCGGGGUUGUCGUGUAUGCGGUCCUACUUGUGUACCGAGAGAGGUAGUCUGGUAGCUAGCUGACGGGGAAACAAGAUGCGAG
Molecule: messenger RNA, 1210 nt
Organism: Trematosphaeria pertusa
Lineage: Eukaryota; Fungi; Ascomycota; Dothideomycetes; Pleosporales; Trematosphaeriaceae
Exons: 1
Coding region: 462-896 (144 amino acids)
Source: RefSeq, a predicted model, not a curated record